Kluyveromyces lactis is the source of this 564-nucleotide messenger RNA. It is a transcript of the gene APS3, whose product is annotated as Aps3p. The transcript is spliced from 2 exons. Bases 1 to 564 code for a protein of 187 amino acids. Gene Ontology annotation, cellular component: intracellular membrane-bounded organelle; membrane coat. NCBI's taxonomy places the organism in Eukaryota, Fungi, Ascomycota, Saccharomycetes, Saccharomycetales, Saccharomycetaceae. Gene Ontology annotation, biological process: vesicle-mediated transport; intracellular protein transport. The record is from RefSeq and is a predicted model, not a curated record.
AUGAUUCAUGCAGUAUUAAUAUUUAACAAGAAAUGUCAACCAAGAUUGAUAAAAUUUUAUACACCUGUAGAGGUUGAAAAGCAAACGCUUUUAUUACAGCAAGUAUAUGAACUUAUAUCUCAGCGUAACAGUCAGGUGCAGUCAUCUUUCUUAGUAACUCCUCCAUCUUUAUUAAUGGACUCAGGUGAUAACGAAGAUAUUCAAAUCAUAUACAAGAACUACGCCACGUUAUACUUCACAUUUAUAGUUGAUGAACAAGAAUCAGAACUAGCAAUCUUAGAUUUGAUUCAAACGUUUGUAGAGGCAUUGGAUAAAUGUUUCGAAGAAGUGAAUGAGCUAGACUUAAUCUUCAAUUGGCAAACAUUGGAAAGUGUACUUGAAGAGAUUAUCCAAGGUGGAUUGGUGAUAGAGACCAAUGUAAGGAAAAUCGUAAGUGCUGUAGAUGAAUUGAAUAACGCUAAUGAAAGUGAAAAUUCUUUCACCAAACUAGCAGGGAAUCGAAUCUCUGAGGCGUUCCAGGCGUUCAGUUAUUCAAAUUUCAGUGCUUGGGGGUCACAUCAAUGA